Messenger RNA from Owenia fusiformis, 315 nucleotides. Lineage: Eukaryota; Metazoa; Annelida; Polychaeta; Sabellida; Oweniidae. The record is from the annotation of a GenBank genome assembly.
AUUGUGGUCGGAUUUGUCCAGACGGUGGUAUCCUAAGCCAGGAUUGUUCAGUUUGCACAUGUGAGGGAGUGGUAUUGCAUGGGAGAGUGGCUACAACUGAUGGGUUCCCUUUAGCUAAUACGAGUGUAUAUUUAAAAACCCGUAUGUGGGAUGCAAUAGGAUCAACUGACACUCUUGGCUUCUUUAAUAUUCAAGACAUAUGCCCAAGGAAUACGAUACUUGUGUUUAAAAAGACACAAUUCAUUGACAUUACUAGACCUAUCCAACGGCAGAAUGCAACACAUCAUGGCGUUCAAGUCAAAAUGGAAAGAGCUG